Truncatella angustata is the source of this 1113-nucleotide messenger RNA. RefSeq lists its product as uncharacterized. The record is from RefSeq and is a predicted model, not a curated record. NCBI's taxonomy places the organism in Eukaryota, Fungi, Ascomycota, Sordariomycetes, Amphisphaeriales, Sporocadaceae. The transcript is spliced from 3 exons. Bases 451 to 1098 code for a protein of 215 amino acids.
AACUCUUGGCAUUUCCCAUGGCGCUUGGAAGUGUGUUGUAUUCUUCAUCUAGCCAGCGUGCUGCAGUCGGAUACCCGAAUUAAGGGCUUUGCGCGAUAUCUCAACACACACAUUUGCUGACCCAAGCUUUCUGACAAGUUGAGUGAAUCGCUUGCGGAAGGGCUAUUCUCAGUCGAGGUCUCAGGUGCUGAACUCUCGCUGGCGCUAGGAUACAGCUGGGAUGCCAGACGGACGGCCCAGAAGCGACUGGGGUCUUUCCAGAAGAGGAAGACAUGGAUAUCUUAAGCAUGCCCUCAGAGGCUCAAUAGCUUUGCGAUCGGCCGACAUUGAUGCUUUGUUCGGAGCGUGCAUAAGCACAUACCUCUCCUAGCAAGACCAGGAGAUCAAAAGGUACAAUGAAGUGGAAGUAAAAAGUAUCAAUGGGCAUAAGUGUAUGCCCCUUGCUGAACCAUGGCCGUGGUUCAGGUUAAUGCAGGGCACAACAGAACCAAUGCCGAGUCGAUGGUUGAAGAUGGGCAAACGUUGAACUCAGUCGGAAGCCCAAUUUCUAAAUCUGGACACAAUAGUAUGGGGACGCCCUCUGAACAGAGGACCCCGGGGGCACCCUCGGGGCACAAAGGAUGGCCUAGGGAUCCCCUCUGGGCAUUCUCCAGCUGUGGUGGUAGCGAAAUACAGGUUUUGUCCGCCUGGAAGUCACAUCCUAGUUGCAGCGAGCCAGGGACAACCAUCCCACACCAAAUUGCCCAUGACAACGCCAGCAGCUGGGCCCAGCGGGUUUCUGGGUUUCUAGUUGCAGGCGUAGUUGCAGGCGUGCACACCCUCACCUUGGGUCGCCGAACAAAAGGCACCUUCACCCACCAAUUCGAGGACUGCUUCCUUCCUGCUCUCUAUCCGGCCUUGAAGUACCCGACACUUCAUCCCAUUGCCGUAGUCGUUUUCCUCCGACAACCAGCACACGUUCACCGGUGCAGUAGCGUGUCUGACACCAGACUACAGGAGAGCGAACGAGCAGAUCCCCCUCGGGCAAUUGAAAGAGUCGAGUCUUCGUAUAAGUGCAGUGUCCGGGUUACCGAAUGCGGGCGACGUGCUGGGACUUGAGCUCUGAUCAUUGGA